Echinostoma caproni is the source of this 402-nucleotide messenger RNA. The record is from the annotation of a GenBank genome assembly. NCBI's taxonomy places the organism in Eukaryota, Metazoa, Platyhelminthes, Trematoda, Plagiorchiida, Echinostomatidae.
AUGUCGUUCCUCGUUGCAGCUAGUCGCGUAUUACAAGUUUGGCACCCACAGCGGGACCGAAAACGACUAACAUCCUACACGAAGAUGUCUGAAUUUUCUAGUCCGGCAAAAGAAUUCCCCCAGGUGUUCGGGCCGUUCGCAGAAGUGGAGGUAAAGAUGGAGACCGCGUUGUCUUAUGAAUGGAUCCCACCGCUCAUGGCCCCGGAGAAUUACGAUGUGGAUAGCCUUCUGGUGACCCUGAGGCGGAGACUGGUAGGACCUAAAACGGCAUUCGAAUAUCGGGAGGAGUUUAACAUGCGACAGCAACGACAUGAGGAAAGUCUAAUGGACUAUAUGGGGUCGGUUCUAUUCUGGGUCGGUUUCUGGCUGGGCUCCGUGAACCCAGAGCCAAAGAUGAACUAA